AUGUCCCAAGACCAGAAGUCACUCAUCAACUCCAAUUCUCAAGGAGCUAGCGUUCGCUUGGAUCGGCUCGAGGAGGUAUUAAUGCGCCUGAAAGCCCAGCUUACUGCAGUUACCACUAACGGCCCGCGGCGAACACCAAACCGUCGCCCUACUUCCUCCGUUUCCCACUCCCGCCGUCCACAAUCUCCAAGUAGCGUCUGCUGGUAUCACCAACAAUUUGGGGGAGCAGCUCGACGAUGUCUUCAGCCAUGCUCUUUCAAGGCAUCUCUAACGGCUUCAGGGAGACGAUCGCACCCGACAGUAGAGGCCACUGCUGCUGGAAGCGUUGUCAAUAUUCACACUCGCCGUUUGUUUCUCUGGGACCGUAUCGCUGGCGCCAAAUUCCUUGUCGAAUCUGGUGCCGAGGUUAGCGUGGUUCCACCAACUCCGGUCGAACGCAAACACCGCAACUCUUUUUGUCUAACAGCUACCAACAACUCCAGCAUCCCCACCUUUGGACAGCGCUACAUCACACUCGAUUUGGGCCUCCAUCGGAUUUUCCGAUGGGUUUUCAUUAUUGCCGACGUUUCCGUCGCCCUCAUAGGCGCCGAUUUCCUAACUCACUUCAAUCUACUAGUUGAUUUGAGGAAUCACCGACUCGUCGAUUGCAUCACCAGCCUUCAUGCCCGUUGUCAAUCCGAUGUGAACCCCUGCGUCAGCCCUCUUACUGUUAUGCCCAUUUUUGACUGUCUUUUCCACUCACUCCUCAGGCAGUUUUUCCGCCUGACCAACCCCUCAUUUCGAGAAGUGGACAUCAGGCACACAGUCACCCACCAUAUUUCCAUCACCGGACCUCCCAAAGCUUGCCGACCACGCCGUCUUGCUUCGGACCGUUUGAAGAUUGCCAAGGCAGAGUUCGAACACAUGCUUGAGCUCGGCAUUAUCCGACAGUCCGACAGCUGCUGGGCAUCGCCCCUCCACCUUGUCCCAAAGAAGAGCGGCGACUGGCGACCGUGUGGUGAUUAUUGGGCGUUAAACUCAGUGACUGUCCCCGACCAGUAUCCCGUCCCGCACAUUCAAGACUUCACUCUUUCGCUGCACGGUAAGCAAAUUUUCUCCAAGAUUGGCCUUUUUCGUGCCUACCACCAAAUCCCAAUCGAGGCCAGUGAUGUGCGGAAAACCGCAGUGACCACUCCUUUUGGGUUAUUCGAAUUCACUCGUAUGCCCUUUGGUCUGAGGAACGCCAGGCAAACCUUUCAGCGAUUCAUUGAUCAGGUUCUUCGAGGUCUCGACUUCGUCUACGCCUACAUUGAUGAUUUGCUAGUGGCUAGUUCUGACGCUGCUGAACAUGAGAUUAAUCUUCGACAGCUCUUCGAACGGCUUGACUCCUUCGGCGUUGUAAUAAAUGCUGUUAAGUGUGAGUUUGGAGUCCCCAACCUUAUCUUUCUUGGUCACGAAGUGAACUCAGAUGGGAUAAAGCCCGUCCAGGAAAAAGUUUCGGCCAUAUCAACGUUCCCAGUCCCAACAACCAUCAACCAACUACGCCGCUUCUUGGGCAUGGUGAACUACUAUCACCGUUUUCUUCCCCAUGGUGCCACCAUUCUGCAGCCACUCAACAGCCUUUUGACCCACUCAAAGAAGACACUGGUGAUGACCGAGGAGGCCGUCAAGUCCUUCAAUGACGUCAAGGCCGCACUUGCGAGCGCAACAAUACUAGCCCACCCCCGCGCUGAUGCCCAACUAACUCUCAUGACAGAUGCUUCCAGCACUGCCGUUGGUGCGUCACUUCAGCAAACUGUUAGUGGUGUUCUACAGCCUCGGGCUUUGUUCUCGAGGAAGCUAAGCCCAGCAGAGACCCGCUAA
Spirometra erinaceieuropaei is the source of this 1842-nucleotide messenger RNA. The record is from the annotation of a GenBank genome assembly. NCBI's taxonomy places the organism in Eukaryota, Metazoa, Platyhelminthes, Cestoda, Diphyllobothriidea, Diphyllobothriidae.